Molecule: messenger RNA, 7901 nt
Organism: Galdieria sulphuraria
Lineage: Eukaryota; Rhodophyta; Bangiophyceae; Galdieriales; Galdieriaceae
Product: serine/threonine-protein kinase ATR
Exons: 7
Coding region: 18-7853 (2611 amino acids)
Biological process (GO): protein phosphorylation; telomere maintenance; DNA damage checkpoint signaling
Cellular component (GO): nucleus
Molecular function (GO): protein serine/threonine kinase activity; protein binding
Source: RefSeq, a predicted model, not a curated record
UUCAAAUUUUGGUUUGAAUGGCCUUGACAAAUGGCAAAGCACUGCUACCAAUAUGUAGUGAAGCAACCAUUCAAAAACUGAAAACGGUGGAAAAGAAUGAAGUAUUACGCGUUGUUCACUCGUUAUUGGAAGAAAUUUUAGUUUUCAAGAGAAUAGAGAACUCGCAGUCUUUCAAAAGGGCGCUGGAGGUUGCAUCUCAUUACGUACACGGACUAUAUUUAGCCUUCCUGGACCAAGAAAUCUUGGUUUUGGUUUCCGAUUUCACUCUUAAUAAUCUUGAGGUUCUUUUCAACUCAUUGAAAGGCUAUUCAAGUGAGCGGUAUUCGCUUUGUACAACAGAUAACGGUGAAGGCGUUCUAUCUUCAAACGCUUACUAUGCUUCUCAGACUUUCAGGGGGUUUAUCAAAAUGAUUUCUCACACAACCUAUUUGAGAAAGAUAAUAGAAAAGUUAUUGGAUAUUGCACAGGUUAUUCUUGAUGUGUAUAAACAAAUGCCGCUCUUAGGUUAUUCUUUAACUCAAACAAUAUUGGACGCUUUAGAGUCAGGAGUUGUCCAUUAUUUUGGACCAAAAGAUGCUGAAAGCUUAUUUACUUCUCUUCUAAAUUUCCUAAAGUAUUCCAUAACAGUCAACAACGAUGUUCAAACAUCCUGCCUCAUCGCAAGCACCUUGUCCAUCCUGGUUUCUUAUGUAAGUUUUCCUUCCAUGAAGAUAUCGUUUGGGAGUCGUGUGGCACGCUUCUUGGAGUUGCUUUUUGAAAGGAACUUACUGAGUCAACAAUUUUGUGUUCUUGGACAGGGAAGCUCAAGUGAACUGUUAAUGAAACUGACCAUACCUCUUUUUGGGUAUCCGUAUCAAGAUCUUUCCUCUUUGAGCAGCUCUUCUCUCCACAAAAUCUUAUAUUUGCUGAGUGUUUAUGGUCAUCCAGUUUGUUAUAAUGACGGAAUUUGCAGUAUACAGAGGAACUACGAAAUACAAGGCUAUUGUUUAGAACCAAUGAAAAAAAAGCAGAAAAGUCUUCGUCCUACAAAUUCACUUAGAGUAUUCUAUGAGACUGCGGAACAUUUGUUGAGACUUUUAUCUCAUACCGAUGCAGAGUUAUCUGCGUUACAAGCACAAAUAUAUGAAAUUGGUGCCAUAGUUGCUAUUCAAAGACUAUCCAUGAUAGUAAUGGAUCGAAUUGAUCUUUCUAGCAGUGUUGCGCACGACUCUAUUUCCUUUUUAAAGGACUUGUUAAUAACUUUUGACUGUCUCUUUUCUAUUUCGGAAGAUGAUCAUGCGAAACAUAUCACUUUUCCUGUUCUAGAAUUGGGUUUAAAUGUCUUGAAUCAUCUAAAACAUGACGAGAGCCGUGAAGUUGAAUAUAUUUGUCGUCAGUUUACUGAAAUAUGUACGUGGCAUUUUUCAUCUUGUCAAGUGACAGAUGCGAAGGCUGCCAUGAACUUUAUCAACUUUGUUCUGUCGAAAUGCAGCAAUGUUACGUUGUCGAAAAGCGUUUCUUUUGUCGAUGAAAUGUAUUUUCUGAUCCUUGAAAAGAGUUUACACUUCUUAAGGCAAAUCAGUGGACCGGACAUUAUUCCUCAUGAUAACUCGCUUUCAUAUAUCGACUUUCGUCCAUUGAAUACGUGGUUGAGUCAUUAUCUUACAGAAUGCAGUGAUCAUUCUGAGUUGACUAUUGAGGAAAUCAAAGUUCGUUGUCUAUUUUAUCUUAUUUUGUCUGAGGUUUUAGCGUUGCGUUCUCGUUUUUCAGGACUCGAAUCGUUUGGGGACCAAGUUUGCUUAGACGAGAUUCUUCGUAAUUUAGAAAUGAGCUGGAAGACUUUCUUUGAUCUGUUGUCAUCAAAACAGAAUGACUUGAGUGAUUUAUCUUACAGUGCUUGUCUUAAGAAAUACACCUUUGCAAUUAUGAAACUUUGCAUAGAGAUACUUGAGUUGCAAACUCGACCUCAUUAUGAAGAACGAAGGCGACUAGUAUCAAGAAAUUUACAAUACUGUCUUUAUAUUUCUCUCGUUCUGGGUAUGGAAGAGCAUAUUGAUAAGUGUCUUCAAAAAGUUGUAAAUAUCUUGGCCUCGUUGGAUUGUUUCUCUGCCAGUUCUGAGUCAUUUGGUCCAUUGAAAGGAAUACAUUGUUUUUCAUGUUUGAGGAGCUCAACCAGUUGGAAGCUACGUUCUUUGGAAUUAAGUUUUCAAUGUUCAGGACUGUGUAAUAUAGUCACGUUGCUCAUUUCAGAGAAAUUCGUGCAAAGCGAAAACUUUUCCUUCAUUAUUUGGGGUCGACUUAUUUCAUAUUUGCUUAAAAGUUUUUGGUGCAAUUAUUUAAGUUGCGAUGAUCCAACAUCUUACCACAUGGAGGUUUUAGUUGUUAUUUUAUUGGACAGCUUAAUAAGUUGGACUUCGCCAAAACUUUUACAGGAUUUCUGCUACAAGCCGACAAGCAUCAUCGAUUUUCAAACUGCUGUAAGGCUGUCCAUUGACUCUCAUGAAGAAACUGAACUGGAAAGCUUUGAAGUUUUGUUUCGAGUUGCUUCUGAACAUAGUCUGCAACAAAUUAGUUGUGACAAAGUCGUUUCAUGGUUUCUCAGAUUAUUUAGAGAUCGUCUUAUGGUUAUCGGAUUUCACCGCCUCCUUAAUGACUCUUUUGAAAUUUAUGUUUGGCAAAGUCUCUUUCAAAGCAACACAAAAGACUUGUGGAAUAUUGUGGCUUCGAAUGUCUUGAGAAUGCUACUAGUGAGGAAUGAUUUUCAGAGUGUAGAGUUUCUCGCUAACCAGUGUGGACGAAGCCUAUGUUUACUUAUCAAAGAUAAUCUAGGAAGUAUUGUAGCCACUUAUCUCUAUCAGCGAACUAUUUUAGAGGCCAACGAGUCGACUCAGUUUAUACAAGAGUCUUUAAUACGACUUGAGACUUGUCUCGAGUUUUGUUGCAAGAUAAUUGAUUGUCCUUCUUGUUCACAACUUUUUUUGUCCUGUAAGAUUUCUGCUACCAAAUUCUUAGUCCAACGUUUGUGUAAGCCAGCCUCAGAGCUAAUCUUCUUGGAGAAAUCACUUGAUAGCUUGGCAAAAUUGACAGGACAUUGCUCAAGUUGUAGUCUUAUCUCAGAUUGCUUCCUUGCACUUAUUGACGACUUGAAUCAAAGAAUAUUUUUGCGCUUAAAGUACAGUUUAUUGACAAGAGCCAGAUCCCUCAAAUGUUUACAGCGACUGUUUACUUUUAUCUCAUCUGAGCUGCAUCUUUUCAUUCCAAAAAUACUUGCUUCUCUCAAGCUGGUCUUAGAACUUGAAGAGGAUUUGAUCCCUGUUGGUAUCGAAACUUGGAUAUCCUUUUUGUCUAAUGUGGAUCCUUUACAUGCCGGUUCCCAUGUUUUAACUAUCCUUUCCGUUUUAAAUCCAUUCGUACCUUCAUUUCCUGAACAACUGGGCCCUUCUCUUGCCAGACUUGUGAGUCAAUGCAACUUUAAUCUAUUUUUGAUUAUCGAUGAAUCAUAUAUUCCUAUUGAAUUGGAAACUCAACCAUGUUUUGGAGACUUUUUUAAGAACUUGAGAAUUGCAAGAGAGAGCUUAUCACUUCAACAGCAAAUGGAUGUACUGGUUAGUUUUAUUGAGUCACCAGAAGUGUCAACAGUGAAGUAUGCGGUAUUGUCCCGUCUUCAAAAACUAGUUACUGUGAACCGCAAACAGAUAACAGAAACACUGACACGAGAUUUGAAAAUGCGUUCGAGUAUUAGUGCUAUCAUUUCAAAUAUAUUUUUAUCUUUAAAAAGCUUAGACAGAAAAUGUUGUAUAUUAGCAGCAGAUAUUCUUGGGGAUUUGGGAGCGAUCGAUCCUGUAUAUUUGAUGGGAGAUAUUACUCCUGCUGAAACUGCCAGAUAUAUGUCAUGUAGACUUUCAAAUAAUAAGAGUGCUAGUUUAGAAAGCUUUUUGCAAGUCCUUCUUUGUCAUUAUCUGAUUCCGUGCUUAAAAGGGGGUGAAAAGUCUGGAACUGGACUCCAUCAGAACGUUGUUGGAUUUGCAUUGCAAGAGUUGAUAAGGAUCUAUAUUAAUGAAUGCCACCAAUCAUCAGCGAAAGGUACACAUGACUUGGAGACUUUCUAUUCAAGUGAACUCUAUUUAUCACUGACACAAGUUCAUCGAGAGCUUCUUAUUCCUUAUAUUCACUCGAGUUACAGUGUUGUACAGACAGGACACAAGAAGGAAUCUUUGAAACUAGACGAAAUAAUUGAUUCUAAAGGUUAUAGCACAGAUGCAUUGGAUCUAUGGAUAUCCAACCUUUGUAUUCUGUUAGUUGAUACAGAGUGUUUUCUGAAUACCAAGUCGCCAUGGUCAAGAGUCCUUCAAGUUUGUAGAAAUGUUUAUCGGUUGCAUCCUCAAAUCGCGAGAUUUGUCUUUCCGUAUAUUCUACGUCAAUUUUUGGAGAAUCUUUCAGACAGGGAAGCCAGUCAAAGUGUUUUGGAUUUUAUUGACUCCCAGCUAUCUUGUGCCUUGGAGCGAGGAAGUAUUUUUGCAUCUUGGGUUCUUGGUCUAGUAGAAGAGUACCGACUCAUAGAAGAGAACGUGGCAGAACAAGAGAAAGUAUAUCGUCUGGAGAAGAUUUGUUCUCGACUGAAAGCUUUUGGUGGAGAACAUUCAUCUUUUCAAAGGAAUGUUCUGUAUACGUUUCUUAAGAGUAUAAAUGAUGUAGACCUCGCUAAAGCCGCUUUGAAGAUUGGAUCCUAUCAUAGAGCUGUCUUUUAUAUAGAAGAACAUUUACGACACUUAAUGAACAGUGAAAGCUCGGAAAAUGCCACUUUUUUAGUUAGGUCUCUGCAGGAUGCUCAUAAUGCCAUUGGCGACAAGGAUUCUUUAUUAGGUCUUUUGGUGCUACAGAAAAAGAAACUUUCGAACCAGCUGAGUCUGCAAGAACGAAUCUUGGAAGCUGAGUCUCUAGAAAACAUAGAUGAAGUCAAUGCUUUAUAUAGUGAAGCAUUAUCUUCGAAAUGUCUUGCAGGUCUCGAAAUUUCUUAUGUGAAACAUCUCCUCAAAUUAAACUUGACAGAAUUUGCCAAGUUCUUUGCUAGGAAAUUCUCACCAGACCUCGAAGGAACAAAGCGAGAACAAAUGAGAGCCUUGCAUUGUGCUGCUGCUUGGAGAUUGUCGGAGUGGUUUGAAAUAGAUUCAUUGGAUUCCUAUUCACAGAUUACGGGAGACGAAGUCGGCGAAAUUUGUAUUGCUGCCUAUCUGAAUUCGUUGUCAUCGCCCAAGCAUGCCACUCAUGUCAAUAACUUGGCUAAGGAAAAGAUAAUUAAAAGCAUGUCGGACCCUUCAUUAGGGAGUUACGAGAAAUCUUACAAAUUUUGCGUAUAUUUAAGCAUUUUGCGUGAAAUAGAGUGGAUAAAAGAGAUUUUAGGGAAUUCGGAGAAAUGCAGAGACAUUGAGAAGGUCUCUCUUCUCCAUCAGGAGUUAACACUGCGGUUGAGAAGGACAGUUCCUGACGUUUCAGUGAGAGAACCAAUUGUAGAAGCUCGAAGCGUUUGUUACGCUUUUUUUGGUGACUAUUACUAUGCCAUAAAUGCCAUGAUGGAACUUGCCAAGCUUGAAAAAGAAAAUGGAAGCCUUCAUGCUGCAUAUUUGAAUGUGAUUCGAUCGGAAAACAUGUUUUAUUCUUUGCAAAACAAUAAGGACAUAUCUCUCUUAUCGGAAAUUCAAUUGGAAAAGGCAGAUAUUUAUAAGGAGAAAGGAAACUUAUUUAGUGCUAUAGAAACCUUAGAAAGCGUUGUUCAGGCGUUAGAGAGUCGAUCUCAUCAAAGUAGACAAGAAAAUCUGUUCAGUACUGAAACGCAACUCGCUAGAGCAUUGGUUGCUUUAGGCAAUGUGUCCGAAAUUUCUCACACUUGUACGACGGAAGUCAUUGCUUCCUAUUACCGAAAAGCUGUGAAUCUGGCAGCGAACUUUCAAGACGGUUUUUAUUAUCUAGCCCGCUUCUACGACCGUAUGUUGCAGGAGUCAACUUCUGGUUUGGUUGAAGAUGUAGAGAAACAUAGGAAACAAUCCUUGUGCGAUAAGAAUACAUCGCAAAAUAUAGUACAGUGUCUUUCUGUUGCUUUAGAAAACUAUACUCGUACGAUGGAACUUGGAGGCAAAUACAUUUUCGAAUCUCUUCCAAGGCUGUUGACUCUUUGGUUCAAUUUUGAACAUCAAGCUUGUGUGGAUAAAUCAACUCCGGCUUGCUCUUUCUCUGAAGACGAAAUGGCUACAAUUAGAAGCAACACGGAACGAGCGUUUGAAAACCUGCCAGUCUGGCAAUGGACAACAUGCAUCUCCCAAAUUUUGAGCAGAAUUUCUCAUCCAAGUGCUUUUGUUCGCAAAAAUUUAGUGCAACUCACAGCGCGAUUGACAGUUUCGUAUUGUGGUCGCAUGAUUUGGUAUCUGGCACCUGUUAUAAACGGAAAGAAUGAUAUACGAAGAAAAACUGGUGAAAAAAUAGUGUCUGUUGCUGAAGAGCUCGGAGAUCAAAAUAUGUGCAAGACCUUGAGGUGCGGACUUGCCUUUAUUCAAGAACUCUCCAAAAUCUGCCUUCAGAGUACGCCAAAGCACGUGAAGAAACUAUCCUUUUCGAGCAAUUUUGAAGCUUUUAAGAAAAUGCUUCCUUGUAAUCAAGUCGUAAUUCCCACCAAAAAAGCUAUUAUGAUUAGUUAUGACGAAAGUUUGACAGAUAGGAAUGAGAGCUCUGAAUCGGCUGCUUGGAGUCCAUGGAAUGAAGAGUUACCUACCGUUUACGGAGUAGAAGAUGAUAUCAUCUUGAUGAACUCGUUGAUGAAGCCUAAGCGUAUAUGCUUAGUAGGAUCUGAUGGAAAUCAAUAUUAUUUCUUAUGCAAGAAAGAAGACUCCGGUGACAUGCGAAAGGAUUCGAGGCUCAUGGAGUAUGUUGAAGCCUAUUUACGAUGCCCCAUUCUAAACGAUACUAGGUUUGCCUCAGUUAUCAAUCGCCUUCUUCGAAAUAAUCAACGUUCUCGUUCAAGGGAGCUCAUACUAAGGACAUAUGCCGUUCUACCUCUUAGUGAAGAGUGUGGAGUAAUAGAAUGGCUAUCGAAUCUUGCUCCACUGAGAGGAAUCGUAUUCCAUCUGUACAACAUCUUUAAAAUUCCGAUUUCUUUGGGAGAGAUUAAGGAGCAAUAUGAAAAGCGAACCUGUACUACUUUGGAAUUUUAUCGUGAGUGGUUGCUUGCCCGUUUUCCUGCCCUUCUACGACACUUUUUUGUUGCUUGCUUUCUUGACCCUAGCGAAUGGUUUGUGGCUAAGAAGAGAUUUACAUAUUCUUGUGCCGUAUGGAGUAUGAUAGGCUAUAUCGUAGGACUUGGUGACAGACACGGUGAAAAUAUCUUAAUAGACAUGACUUCAGGAGAUUGUAUCCAUGUAGAUUUCGCUUGCAUGUUCGACAAAGGACUGACGCUUAAAGUUCCGGAAGUAGUUCCAUUUCGUCUCACUCCUAAUAUGUUAGAUGCAAUGGGUCCUGCUGGUCAUGAAGGUUCGUUUCGAGUGGCAGCGCAAAUCACUAUGAGCAUUGCUCGAGCAAACAGAGACUGUCUUAUGUCCGUAUUAGAAACAUUUCUUUACGAUCCUCUUGUAGAGUGGGAGAAGAGCGGAAGUACUAGACACCACAGCAACAAAGGCAAGGAAAAUAUUCCAGUAGAAAGGUCAGCUUUGAAACCGAAUGCUCAUGCUUUGAAGGCACGACAGAACAUUGACGAAAAAUUGCAAGGCAUUGUGAAAGAUAGUAGAUCACCGCUUUCUAUACAAGGCCAAGUGCAACGUUUAAUACUUGAAGCUACCAAUGAGGAAAAUUUAGCAAACAUGUAUCUUUGGUGGAUGGCUUGGAUUUAAUCUUGUGCCGUGACAACACGUGGCACCGCAUUCAGUUAGCGAUCGUUU